CUAAGCCAACGGCUCUAAACGUGUAUGGAGCAACUCCCAUACGCUGAAGAUGACCCGGCUACAAAUUCCCGAUACUACCCGGGGAAGCGGCACCCGACACCCCGCCUACCGCGGUGUCCGAAAACGGAGGUGGGGAAAAUGGGUGUCUGAAAUUAGAGAGCCACGCAAGAAAUCACGCAUUUGGCUAGGCUCAUUUCCUGUGCCAGAAAUGGCAGCCAAGGCAUAUGAUGUGGCAGCGUAUUGUCUUAAAGGUCGCAAAGCGCAGCUCAAUUUUCCAGAAGAAGCCGAUGACUUGCCUAUACCGUCCACGUGUACGGCCAGGGAUAUUCAAGCAGCAGCAGCAAAGGCUGCACAUUCGGUACUGAUUCCAAUGAAAAAGAGCAGCGAAACAAACAAUGAUGGUGGCGGUGACGGUGAAGUUGCUGGUGAUGAUUUCUGGGGCGAGAUUGAAUUGCCGGAAUUGCUGCUGAGUAAUAGCGGGUACAGUUGGGAUUCUUGUGGAUGGAAUACUACUCUUGCAAGUGAUAAUUCAACGUGGCAGCCGGAUGGAGAGGGUCUACAGCCAUCCAUGGCAUGUCUUUAAUGUGCCUACAUUAAUUCCAGCUUAUUUUCCUCAAAUCGAGAUCGUUUUGGCAUCAUACAUGUGCUGAAUGAGGUUUAUGCAGAGGCGGCUGCACUUUUUGCCCCUCCUAAUGAAGAUGCUCAUGGUGGAUGUAGAUGCUACACUAGCUAUCAUAUAUAUCAACCUCAAAGCCAAUUUACUUGAGUUUCUUAACGUGCAGUCAUCGUAUUCUCGGGGCAAUAUUUCUUCUGGUUCAAAUUCUUAGAGCAAUUUAGUGCAUUGAAACAAGCCCUUCUCAGAGCCGAAAUAUUCAUGGAAAUCACUGUUUCAUACGUGGUUUUUUCCAGAUUUAAAACUUGAAAUAAAUGGUAGAGUUCAAUUUUAAUGAAGCUUCAAGCUUGUAUU
Populus trichocarpa (black cottonwood) is the source of this 967-nucleotide messenger RNA. RefSeq names its product ethylene-responsive transcription factor ERF023-like. The coding region runs from base 50 to 583 and encodes 177 amino acids. Gene Ontology annotation, biological process: regulation of DNA-templated transcription. The transcript is spliced from 2 exons. Gene Ontology annotation, molecular function: DNA-binding transcription factor activity; DNA binding. The record is from RefSeq and is a predicted model, not a curated record. NCBI's taxonomy places the organism in Eukaryota, Viridiplantae, Streptophyta, Magnoliopsida, Malpighiales, Salicaceae.